Drosophila subpulchrella is the source of this 645-nucleotide messenger RNA. RefSeq lists its product as uncharacterized. Lineage: Eukaryota; Metazoa; Arthropoda; Insecta; Diptera; Drosophilidae. The record is from RefSeq and is a predicted model, not a curated record. The coding region runs from base 1 to 645 and encodes 214 amino acids. The transcript has 3 exons.
AUGGUCAAGUUACUUAGUUAUUGGAUGAUUUUAGUACUGGUGGCCAUUGCGGAGGCACAGGAUCUUGAAGAAGUCGAAACUGGAGGCGACUUAACUGAAGAUAAAUGCAACAAAAAUAGGGAUGGCUGCUGCUCUGAGCUUUAUAUAGGAGAAGAAGAGGACCUGGUGAAAUGUUUCGUUAUUCACUCGCCCAAAUUACCAGCGGAUGGAGAUAGUGACUUGGGAAAAACCCUAAGCUUUCUAUCGUGCUUUGUAGAGUGUCUGUACAAGCAAAAGAAGUACAUUGGUAAGAGCGAUACCAUUAACAUGAAGAUGGUCAAGCUGGAUGCAGAGAAGAUGUAUGUAGACAGGCCUAAGGAGAAGGAGUACCAUAUCGAAAUGUAUGAUUACUGUCGCAAGGAUGCAGUCGGAGUUUAUAAUCUUUUAAAGGCAAGUCCCGGAGCAAAGGUUCUUCUGAAAGGCGCCUGUCGUCCCUACCUAUUGAUGGUCUUUAUGUGCAUGAGCGACUAUCAUCAAAAACACGAGUGUCCCUACUUCCGCUGGGAGGGCACCACCAACGCGGGAACGAAGGAUCAAUGCGAGGAGGCCAAGUCCAAGUGCUAUCUAAUUGACGGAAUAACGCUGCCCACAAAGAGUCCCCUCUGA